Halichondria panicea is the source of this 7375-nucleotide messenger RNA. RefSeq names its product bridge-like lipid transfer protein family member 2. The record is from RefSeq and is a predicted model, not a curated record. NCBI's taxonomy places the organism in Eukaryota, Metazoa, Porifera, Demospongiae, Suberitida, Halichondriidae. The transcript has 57 exons. Bases 106 to 7263 code for a protein of 2385 amino acids.
UUUUUUGUGGCCCAUGCUUUCUGCACUGCUUGCUAGAGAACUGGCUACCUAUGGUAUAGUACUGGUGUGCAUAUUAUAGUAUAGUAAUCAAGCAAAGAUCAGAGAAUGGAUCACAUCUCGUUGUUGUACUGGCUAGGGUUUCUGGUGAAGAUAUUGGCUGUGCUGCUAGUGCUGAGGCUGCUGGUGUGGGGUGUGUUCUAUCUGGUCGACAGGUUCCUAGGGCUGAGUGUGACAGUCAGUGGGUGGAGGAUCGGAGGAUUUGAGAGUCUACAGAUUAAGUAUCAGCGUCUAGAACUGCAAGUGAACGGGCUCCACAUAUCUCUGAGGUGGUUCGACCGCUCAUGUCGGCACUUCUUCAAAGUCAACAUCAAAGGCACCCAUGUGGAGUACGCUAAGACCCCAGGAGGAGGUAAUUCAGCACCUGCCAGGCCUCGCAAAACUCGAUUAAGUAAUUCGCUGAAGAAGAGGCUUUUCUACUCAAUAGUGAGGAGAAUACUAAAGUGGACGGAGGUGUCAGUGAAGUGCCUGGAGGUAUGGGUACAAGACUACUCAAAAGAGGAUGUUACACCUGGGGCUAUGCUACAAGGCCAGUUGUCCAUCAUUGCCAAGCCACUUCCUCAAGGUGAGCUGGGGCUGUCACUGGACGUGGAAAAUAUGUUGGGACAACUCUUUGUUCAACUGGAACAGCCAUGCACAUACACUGAGGACGGUCUGUAUCCGUUGGCUGACUUUAAGUUCUGUGCCAAAACGGUUCUCUUCCUCCAGCCCCUCUCUCUGAAGGGGGGUCUGGUCAAGUCAGUACAGCUCAAUGUAGUCCCUCUCACACUCUCUCUAUCCCAGCAAGGACUAUUGAGCAACCUACUCAUUGACUACCAGCUCUCCUCACAACCCUCCACAAAUGCCACACCCCCUAGCAAUCCCCAGCAGAGACUAGCACUUCUACCUGAGAAGGUUGAAGUGGUACUGGAAAAUGUGAGCCUGUUGUACCAAGCCCUAGGAACCAGUAGAGUGCUGUCAUCCAAGGUGACGAGAGUAUCAGUGGCAGCUGCUCUAUCUCUGAAGGAGGACUCUCACCUGCCGAGCAUGGACGCAUCACUAGGAGUCCAAGAUCUCAAGAUGGAGGACUCCCACAGCAGAAGAGCAGUCAGGUUACAGCAGCUGAGGCUGGUCUCCAAGAUGACCUCCAAAGAGCUCACCAACAAGCUACACAUAGACUCAUUCAAUGCAACUCUGUGGGAGGAAGAGGUGUUAUUCUGGUACAAGUACGCUCGAGAAACUCUUAAUAAGAUUAAAGUAAAAUUGAAAUCACGACAAAAAAAGAGCAGUCAUCAAUCACAACAAAAUUCACCGAACUUAAUAUCAUAUUUGUUCAAGCUACCGUUGUCAGUAGUAACCAGUUUUGAGUCUUCUGAUUGGUCGAUUCAACUGCAUUCUGAGGCACCAGCCUUACAAGCCAAAGAGCCAUUAUGUCGUAUUGUUAUGGCAACCUGUGCUGGUAACGUGCAGUGGGACUCAUCUGAGGUCAACAAAUCCACACUCUUAAAGUCAUCGCUUCGUCUGGCCAACGCCUACCUCCAUGUACCUGGCUACCACCCGACUGUUGAUAACCCCACAUUCUUCCGACAGCGACCCGAUAACCCUCAAGCCCUUCCCUCAUUGCAUAGCCACCUUUGGGGGAGGGUUAUCUCGAUAGGAGUGCUUGUCCUCAAGAGUGAGAGGGAGGUGCAAGUUUCAGACAAAGAUUGGGCGUGGCUUGGUGAUGAGGGUGUGUCUGUGAGGGGAGAGGGAAGCAGUGUGAUGCUGGAGUGGUCUCAACCAACAGUGGUUGCCAUGGUGAGGGUGUUGGAGCAUUUGAAGACAAAUUAUGGGAUGUUUAAACAUGAGGGGCGGAAUGAAGGAGGUGGUCGAGACAAAAAGAGCACGGAACGGAUGAGCAACCUACCACAAAUAGACUUGGAGUUGCAACUCACAGACAUCAAUCUGUUCCUCUAUGCCCUCACUCCAGAGCCCCCCACACUGAUGGUGCGUCUAGACGCUGGCUCCCUCUCCACGACCCCCAGUCCCUCUCUCACCCUACACCGCCUCCUCCUGGACGACAUGCACCUCUCAUCGUUCACGCAGGUGUUUGUCUGCUCUGACACUGCCAACCUCCCCCAUGGAGCAGGAGUGCUCUGUGUGGGAUCCACUGGGAUCACUUAUGACCCCCAAAUUCAGGAUGUGAGUUUGACACUGACUGACGUCACAGUGAGCUGGUCCACCACUGCCCAUCGCUGCAUCUUCAGGGCCCUCACCUGUCUACAGGAGAACACCACCAUGCUGAGAGGUGUUCUUGGAAUAGCCCCCACUCCUUCCCCUCGGACAGCUAAAGGGGAGAUGGUUGCCGUGGGUGAUGUGAUGCAGGGUUACCUGCAGAAACUACCAGUGUCUCUGAAUGUCCGUGUUAACAAGGCCAACUGUGUGGGACAGCUGGACAAGAGGAUAAGAGUGUAUAUGUCUCUCACCAACAUCCAGUCCAGUGUGAAUGGCGGUGUCUUUAUGACCAGCUCUCAAGAGAUCGCGGUCACUUUCGACCACGCCAGAAUUAUGACUCUGUUGGAGUUCAUUACUCGAUUCCCUCAGCAGGAGGGCAAGAUGGUGGAAGAGAGGAAGGGACUCAAAUACCAGCUGCAACAGCAGAGCAACUCUGUCCUGUGGUUGCAGGCGUAUCGACUGGACCUCAUCUUUCCUCACGACUACAACUUCUCUCUCGCCUAUGACAAGCUGACUAAUGUGAGGAAGUUUCUCCAGAAGCUUCACUCUGGUUCCCCUGGUAACAGUGACCCCUCCAUACGGUACCUUCUCCCUGACGUCUCCGCAGAGUGUGAGGAUAUUGUGCUACAAGUCAGCGAUGACCCAUUCGAGAUGAAGCUUAGAGCUAACUACGAGCUGUUGUGUGACGAGGCAAAGGAGAAGAGCAAAAGACGAGAAGCGUUUGAGGAGAAACUGAGCCAAGUCCGACAGGAACAGGGCGUCACUGCCGUGUCAGGAGAGAAGGUGCAAAGUCUAUAUGCCUCUCUUGAGGUGACGGACAGUGAGAUCUACUGCCAGAGGGCGAAGACUAUGUACAGCUGCCCUGAAGAGAUUACUACCGGACUGUUCAUGUUCUCAAUGGAGCACACCAAGCUCGGGGCACUGUUUGACCCCACCCUACUGGGGGAGGAGAAUCUGGUCAAGAAUCUGCGAGAGAUUGACGCUCAAAGUCCCUUGCCCGAAGGCUACAGCUUCUCCACUUUGUUUGGUUGCUAUGUGACAGGCAGCACUGACAAACUGCAGAUGCAAGUACGAGACUACCCUGCCCCCCUUAUUGCCAUCACUGAGAUUACCACCACUGGACGCAUGGUUCUGGCCGAGCAGGAGGCUCGUGACAGAGAGGUAAGGUCAGCUGUAGUGGAGGUGGGUCAUCCAUGGUCCAGUGUCACUGUGAAGAGGAAGCUACCUCCACUCAAGUAUUACUAUGACUUGGAGAUGACCUCCGAGACGUGGGACAUUCUGCACGGGCCGUGUUUGGAGCCAGCCCUUGCUCAAACAAGCAUCGGAUUAAGUAGACUGAGCAGUCCUACCAUUGACCCCAGUCGACCUCUACCCUAUUGGGACAAGCUUCGCCUGCUCUUUCACGGUCCUAUACACUUAUCGACCAAAGAGAUGAGAGUGCUCUUGCCGUCAACUUUUAACCCCUACAAUGACGUAGAGUACCUGGAGAUCCGGAUGUGUGAACUGGACCUGAAGCUUCUCACAAACACCCAGCUGAACCUAGAGGGUGCCUUACAGCUGAAUGUACACACAGCAUCCAAAUACAACGAUUGCUGUAUCCUAGAUUUCCCCCACGUCAAGUCCUCACUCAAACUGAAUUGGGUGUGUGGGGGGAAAAGCCCUCACGACCACCACCAUGUCGUCAGGUGUGCUCCUGAUAGAGUUCCGGUGCUCCCUGACAACCAGGUCCAUGACUCAUACAGCUUGUUCCGGUCCCAGAACUUGGAUGUAGAAUGGAAACUAGACGUGCAACCACAGGAUAAAUCACCACCUGAGAUCCUGCUUUAUUCCAGCACCCUGCGCUGUCUGCAGCAGUAUCAGGCACUUGUCAAGUGGAAUGUGACAAGACCCACUCGACGAGGGGUCUACUUUAAGAACCUCAAGCCAAAGAGACCUCCCAUACUCAGACAUGCGAGGGAUGUGAAAGUGUCUGUAUCCUUCCCCGAAACCUCUUUUCACUACUGGUCCUCUGGGGAGCAGCAGCGAGGAGUGGAGUGUUCUCUGCAAGGGGCCGACCUCGCUAUCAACUAUCUCCUCAAACUAGUUCCGUUAGAGUCCGGGCUCACUCAGAGGCCGCGAGCUAAUUGGACGGUUGUGAGUUGCCGUGGUAAAGUGGGAGACCUGGUGUCAUACGUCAAGCAGAGGUCAGAGAGGAAAGAUCUCGAUAUGGAGGGACUUGAGUCUGAGUCGAUACUGGGAGAUGACGAGGACCACACUCGCUCUAUCCUGCUCUCUCUGGAAGAGUUGGUCUAUUCCACUCAAGAGGCAGACCCAGGUGCAGAGAACAGCGAAGAUGAUUUCAUGCACCAGCUGGAGACAAAGAAUACUAAACUGUUGUGGAACCUCUCCAACAAGAGGGUGGUGCUGGGACUGUAUGACGCCUACAAGCAAGCACAGAUGCUGAAACGAGACCUGUCUGCUGAGGCCCUAAAGUUUAUCAACAAAGCAUCUCCGCCCGAGCUGCCCUCUGACCUGCCCUCUGAAAAUGUGGGUGUGGACCAGAAAGACCGCCCCCCUCGACCGUCAUCAGGACGAAUGAGACAGCCCAGCUCGGGCAACACCAUGCUGGACCAGUUACUGGCGGACAUCGGCAACACCUUCGUCUCUUACGUAGAUGAGAGAGCGCCCAGUGACCCUUUGCUGAAGGGAGUGGCUGCCGGCAGUAUGAACGAUGUGAGGAGGAGGAAGUGGAUUGUGACGCUAACGAACACUCAGAUAGCUCUACAAGUAUCUGAGAACAGCGGCUUUACACUGGCCAGUUCUCAUGUGGCUCAAGUGUUCGGACGAGAGCAUCACCCUCAACUGAUGGACGGAGACUUGAUCAGCAAGAGCUCCUGGGUGGGCAAGAUACAGGAGCUACAGUACUUCUCUACGGCAUGUUCGGCGUCAGAGCUUGAUGGGGACAAGCUGACGAUCCCCUGGCUCCCCCUUUCUGUGAUUUGCCCCCCGCUGGCUCUCACCGUCAACUAUCCAGAGGACGAGCAGACACAUACUGAUGAUGAAGCUGCUCUCAACAUCCUCCUCGGGAAACUGGGACCGUCGGAAGACUCGGAAAAAGUUCAUGUGACCAGCUCCCCUCCUGGUGAAGCCGUGGGUGGACUGGUGAGCUGUGUGCUCAUGCCAGAGAGUGAGGGUGUGAUUGGUGUGGAGCGGAGCACGGUGCAGCUGCAAAGAAUAGCCUCACGCUGUCACUGCCAGGUGUUCUAUGUGUCCUACGGGGAGGUGGUGGAGGGGAAUGUCCCUACUUCCACCCCUGGAUCGCCCCCGGGGGGUAGUGAGUAUCGAUUGAGUCCGAGGGAGGCAGUGGACACUCUCACUGUGCGCUACCCCAGUGUGGACGUUUGCACCACAUCAUCCCAGCAUGCUAUGAUCAUGGACAUCCUGAACAAUCUCCUCCUCAACAAAGAACCAAAGAAGAAGGAAGCCACUGACCGGAAAGCACGUAUGCAGUUCACUUUGCAGCUGGCAAACAUCGAGGACCCUAGGAGACACGUGCAAAACCAGCAGUCCAGAGUCAGGAAGUCAUUGCAAACGCUCAGAGAACUGCAGACUAGACUGUUUCUGGAGACCAGAGAAAACCAGUGUUCUGAGGCACUGGAAGAGGAACUGUAUUCGCUGAUAGACUCGGCCAAGGAAGAUCUCUCUAUAACCUCUAACACCCUCAGAGCUAUGAUACGAGCAUUCAAGCAGAACCAGCUCUAUCUGACUCCCACCAGGGGACAAAACGACCUUGAACCUGCUGACCCUAUUCGUCGUAUUGAGAUAUGGGUGGAUGAUGCGCGAUGGUGGCUCACACAAGACGAUGGUCAGCUGCAGGUGGCCAACAUCUGCUUCACCAACUUCAGCUACAACCGAGUGACCUUCAGCAAUGACUCGGGGGAGCACCGGUUUGAAUUGGGCACGUUCAGUGUCCGCAACCUCAUGCCAAACACCCGGCCUAUCUAUCAGCAUGUGCUCCACCCCUAUGACCCUAACUCCAAGCACCUGAGAGUGGACAAGAACAUCUGCCUGAGGGUCUACUGCAAAGACAAGGCACCAGUGGCUGGCAUCUCUGUUAAGGAGCACCUUGAGGUGAACGUUGUCCCUCUCUCUGUCAGUCUCACGGCCAAGUUCUACCAAACUAUGCAAGACUUCUUCUUCCCUAAAGCUGGUGAUAGCGACCAGACGGACCGUGAUCACGGCCACCUAUUUGCACCCUCAGGAAUACAGCCCUCUCCAGCAUUUGGCGAGCCUCCACAAGACAGAAGCAGUCCUCUCUUGUCUAGGGCCUCUUCUAUUCGUAGCUCUGUCAUGUCUGUCAACUCGUCUGUUACCGUUACAACAGCCACAAACCACUCCCCACCAACAUCACCUGUGCCCAAAGAAGUCAACACCAACAAAACUUCAAGACACAGCAAACCCACCACAGAGGACGCAGUGGAUAAAAUGAAGGAAAGAGCUAGUCAGAUCAAGACAUUUAUUUAUGUGAAGAUACCACAGUGUGCCGUCUGUGUCAACUACAAGAGUGAGAAUGUGAGUCUGAAAGACAUUCAGAACGGGAGGUUCACAAUCCCCACUCUUGAGUACCACAACAAGAACUGGACCUGGACGGACAUGCUCAUGGAGGUCAAGAAGGACAUCAAGACCGUCAUCGUACAGCAAACACUGAAAAGUGUGGUUGGAAUGAAGGAGACAGACGAGAGGGCGGGGCUGGCCUCACCCAAGAUGCCCAGGAAAGGGUCCGAUAUGCUAUUGGGCUCACUACAGGCUAAGGUGGCUAAAAGUGGCAAGAAGCUGUUCAGUAAACUAGCAAGUAAAGAUGGUCAAACAAUGGAAGAACCCAAAUCUUCAGGUCCUCGAAGGUCAUCAAGAUUGACCCAGACCCAGAGCAGAGACUCCAAGUUACAAAGAGCAUCCUCCGAUUAUCUCCCUCCUCUUAGUGAGUCAGCGGACAGAACUAUAAGCAGAAACACACCUUCUCAGGACUCUUUGUAAUAGAACAUUGUGUUCUUGUGUUUGGUUUCCAGUUAGUGUGUGUGUGUCUGUUUGUGUUACGAUAAAUUAAGUGUGCGCAUGUUUGAAAUAUAAUGUCACCAAAUGAAACAAA